AUGGGAAGUCACUGCUCCUUCAAUGGCGGUUGGUCUAAGUCUGAUAAUCAUCAUGUGGUUAAACGAGGAGAAUGUUCAUCACUUAUCCCUCCCCAUCUUCCUCUAGAUUUAAGUGCGAGUGUGUUGUUGGAUUGGCAGCAAAACCACGCCGAUGAGUUUCCCAUCCAAGAGAGCUUUUACGACGAUGCUUAUCUUCCAUUGAUGAACAGUUCUUGCUUAUAUGCUCCUUUGGACAUUGAACAUAGUCCAACAACACAAGAGGAGCACCUUCUUGGAUAUGAAAAUGGCAGUGGGUUUUGGAAUGAGCUUGGAGCAUUGUUUGAACCCAAAAAUCAAAAGCUUUUGAAGGUUGAUAAUGGAGAUCGUUGUGGAGAGCAAGGAUUGAUGAAGGAAAAUAAGGCUAAAAGGGAAAAGAAAAGCAACCCUAAUGCUAAAUUGCUGUCUAAGGAAGUGAUCUCCCAAUACUUUUACAUGCCCAUAACACAAGCUGCUAAAGAGCUUAACGUGUUGCAGACGGAAGAAGAAGGGGAGGGAAGCGAGAAGAAACUGAGGGAAGCAAUGGAGGUUUUGGGACAGGAGAAGAAGAUGUUGGAAAUGAUGCCGGACAUGGAACUGGAAGACAAAACUAAGAGGCUUAGACAAGCGUGUUUCAAAGCGAAUUACAAGAAGAGGAAGCUGAUGAAGUCGACAACGAUGGAGCAGUCGCCGCUGUCGAUGUCGUCUUCUGGUACUACUGCUGCUGGUAGAGUACUACCUUAUGACAUGAGAAAUGAUGAAGAAGAAGAAGAAGCAGAAAUGAAAGCUCUUUCAUCCAACUCUUUUUCGUCGACCAACAUCAUCAUCUAA
Molecule: messenger RNA, 846 nt
Organism: Hibiscus syriacus
Lineage: Eukaryota; Viridiplantae; Streptophyta; Magnoliopsida; Malvales; Malvaceae
Product: protein RKD1-like
Exons: 4
Coding region: 1-846 (281 amino acids)
Molecular function (GO): DNA-binding transcription factor activity
Source: RefSeq, a predicted model, not a curated record